GGUGUCAGGAUGUCACUGUCUAUUUCUCCAUGGAGGAGUGGGAGUAUUUAGAAGAACACAAGGAUCUCUACAAGGACCUCAUGAGGGACAAUCAGCAGAAUUUGAGUUUUGUGAAGAAUGUAAGGAAGGAAUUUCCCCGGAAUGAGAAGAUAUUGAACCUCACCCUGGAGAUCCUCAGCCUGCUGACUGGAGAGAACUGUACAGUAAUGAUGAAGAAAUCUACUGAGAAUGAGACAAGAAGGAGAAGAUCCCCGAGAAUCCAGAAUCGCAUCACCAUCCCCCCACCUCCAUCCCCGAUCCCUACAAGACUCAACACACAGAAGAUUCUAGAAGUCACCAAGAAGAUGAUGGAGCUGCUGACAGGAGAGUAGAUGGACGGGAGAUGAGGAAAACCUCAGAGG
Rana temporaria (common frog) is the source of this 401-nucleotide messenger RNA. Its product is annotated as oocyte zinc finger protein XlCOF29-like. Lineage: Eukaryota; Metazoa; Chordata; Amphibia; Anura; Ranidae. The record is from RefSeq and is a predicted model, not a curated record. The transcript is spliced from 3 exons. Bases 30 to 371 code for a protein of 113 amino acids.